AAUCGGACAAUAAUUUUUGUCCCCAACGUACAUGGCGUACGAGAGGCUUACAUAAUCGAUAAAGAGCAUACAGAGAUUCUGGAGAAAGUUCUUUCACGCAUGUCGUCGCUAUUGUCUGGUCAAUCUCGUCUGUAACAAACAAAAAUCGUGGUAUCUAUUGUUUGGCCACACUGAAUAACCGUGAUUCGUCUCCCUCGAUUGUAUACACACCCUCCUAUGUAAUGACCAUAUAUCGGUUUUAAAGGUUUUAGUGUGUUUUUUCCUUGCCAGCUUGAGCUUGUGUACCAUUGGAAUCGCUAAUUGCUUAAUUAACUUUACACGAAUGCGCCCGAACGAUAUACCUUUUAGCAGAGCGAAAAUCAUGUUUACAGACCUCUUGCCAAAGUUAGACGAAAUCGGAGACACCGUGUUAUGCAUCCAGAAACGGAAAGUGUAAAUUGUUGAAUGCUGUGUAUUAUAUGUUUCCUACUGUAUCACCAUUUAUUGGAUUUACGCUGCUUUGGACAAAAGAGUAUAAUUGAUGAUUUAAUCUUCACACACUCAUCACAUACAUCUGGAGGAAUCCUAAAAAUAUUGAGUAUUCGAUUUUGUUUUUCCCUGGAACGGUUUCCAUGCUCUACAAGAGAGCUGGAAUUGGUAUUUCAUUUGUAUUCAUUCGGAACCACCAAUACGUCGUUACAUAAAACUGAAAAUGGUAUCAUCUGGAUAUGCGGUUAUAGAAUAUUUCAUCUACCUCCAGCAACAUUAGAACAUCAAACAUCGGGCUAUUGCAGAUGAUACUGAUGAGUACUACAAUAUAGGAUAGCGGACUUCAGUCAAUUGAAACAGUCGGCGAAUAGUUUUGGGGAGAUAUUCUUUACUUUUGUCCGGAGUUGAAAAUAACCGCUCUUCACUAUGGCGAGAAUCAAGAGCCUGAUACGCCGUAACCAAUGUACCAUUCUUUACCACGCCAUUCUUCUCGUCUUCGUUUUUGUAGUCAUUUCCAACUACGGCGAUAUCACUAACGUUGCUAAGUGCAGAUUGUUUUACCAAAGGAGGGAUGUCAACACGAGAGAGGACAACUUGGACACCAACCCGUCCAUGCCGCUAGUCGACCACGUCGAGAAGUCGUUGGAUGAGUUGAAUUCUGACGUUCGGGACCCUGGUGAAGGAGUGGAGGGUGUGGCACAAGGGCGACCUCGAGACAAUGCCACCUCUCCCGUCCAGGAAAAUGCCGAGCUUUUAGGAGAAGGUGGUUCCCCUGAAAAUGAUUUUGGGAAGUUUAAAGAUAACCGACAACUUCCGUAUGAUCUUCACGAUAUUCAUGCUCAGAUACUUCAAAACAUUCCCAUGAUACCGCGCGUAAAUAGAGUCGAAGCGGUGCCGCGAGUUCGACCGCACAGGAAGCCAUAUGAAGCCGUUAAACAUCACUUCAGAAAAAAGGCAGGUGUAGUUCAUGGACCAGCAAUGCCUGAGAGGGAAAUGACCAAGAGGGCGAAUGUUCUUAUUAUUGCCGCAAUGAGGACAGGCUCGUCCUUUCUUGGGGAAUUGUUUCAGCAGAGAGGGGACUUCUUCUACAUGUUUGAACCAGGAAUGCAAAUAAUGCACAGGCUCGACUCGUUAAACCUGACCCGACGAGUGAUCUACACAAAACUCAUCGAAAUGCUGCAGGACUUCUACCGUUGCGACUUCGCUUCCGUUCCUUUCUUUGUAGACGAAUUGAAUCGAACAACAUUAUUCGCCCGCAAGCAAAUGAUUCCCGCCCUAGUUUCACCUCAGUUCUGCCGCAAGCGUAUGCCAGGAGAACGUCCUCGAGAUGCGUGCCAAGAUGUGAGCGUGAAGGUCCUGGAGACUGCGUGUAGAACGAAAGACCACACUGCCGUCAAAUCUAUCAGGGUACUGGACAUUAACCUUAUGAUAUCAGCAGUCAAAGACCCUGAUCUGAACCUGAAGCUGAUCCACUUGAUCCGCGAUCCUAGGAGUAUGAUUUUAUCACGAUUAAAACUUAAUUUUCCUGCUGUCAAAGUAUUCAAUGUGACUGAGCUAUCCGAUGUAUAUCGCAACAUCCUCUUGAAGUAUUGCUCCAGCUGGCUCCAGAACUAUGAGAUAGGACACUAUGUGCCUUUGAUGAGGAAGAACUACUUGAUGGUGCGCUAUGAGGAUCUGGCACUAGAACCCUAUGCUUACACAAAAAGAAUAUACGACUUCGUUGGUGUUGGUGCUGAAAUUCCUCCUUCCAUGCAGACGUGGUUGGACACCAACACCAAUGUCAACGAUCCAAGCCAGAAGAAGGCUGCCGCCUUCUCGACUAAGAGGGAUUCGAAGGAAGUCUUGGUCAGAUGGAAGUCGAGACUCACCUUAGAAAUGGCUCAAGCCAUCGAAGAAGUUGGUGAUUGCAGUCGACUCAUGAAAGCAACUGGGUAUAAACUCAUUGGGAAUGAUUUUGAGAUGCUGAGCAAUUCUGACCACCUUGUCGACACAUUCCCAGUACCUGAGCUUGAUAUCAACGCAUUUGACUUUUUGUAGAAGGACAUCACAUAUCAUGCAUGGUUCUAAAUAACGUGCAAAAUGUCAUUGUCCUCUAUCGCCGGGUAGAUGAAAGGAUUUUAUAAGUUUUAUCAGCAAAAAUGACAAGACAUUCGAGGAAGCUCACCAAGUGUCUAACUUACAAACAGUAAUACUUACCAACAACACUAUUAUGCAACACCCAUUGCAGCGAAACGGACUCAAGACUGAUAUACGUUAUUUUCAAUGGCACGAUAUUGAUCGAUUUAGGGUUAGUUUCGUUAUUGUGACUUGGGCAUGAACCCCGCAUUCUUUUUUAGGGUAAUGACAGAGUGAAUAUGUAUAAUUGCCCCCACGUUUGCAUUAUUGGUCAGUUUAUAUCAUUGAAACUUAACAAUUUUCUUAAUAUCAUUUAAUCGGAAAAUGGCAUUGAACACCGACAGAUAUGAUUUUCGACAUAUAAUUACGUACACUCAUCACAGUGUAUUCUUAUGAUGUCCACGUUGAACGCUAUUUUCCGAUUUUGUAGUACCUAAUACUUAUCAAAAUAUUGUUCAAUCAAAACAAUAAAAUCAUUCCCCUCCAAUAUCUCUCGUAUAUAUGGGACAUACUCUAUACCACCCUCCUCCCCGAUUUCAUACGCUUGCCCGCCCUCUAUUUUACAUUGUUUUACCAAAUUUUAUACUUGAUUUUUAAGUAAACAUUUUAUUGAAUUAAUCGACAUCAUCAUUCUUCUAUUAGGACGUUCCUUUGAUGAAUAAGAAAAAUGGAAAGAGUGUCCCGAUUGGUGGAAUUUCAAAUGAUGUAUGUUUUUAAUAUAAGUCAUCUCUCAAGCGCAUUGUGUGUCUAAAAUAUCACGCUUCUAGGUGUGAAUUAUGGCGUCGCUGGCUUUCCAUAAAUUUAAAUGAAAUGCUACUUUCAAUAAUGAUUUUGCCAUAUAUUAUGUGACUUUUAAGUGAAUUGUACAUUUAUUAAUUUAUAUAUUCGAUGUAUAAUGUGUGUGUGACUAUUUAACAAAUUAUGAUAGAAAAUUCAAAAUAAUUUUAUAAUUGAAAAUAAAAUUAUGUGGAAUAUAUCCAUAUUCGACCAAGUUUAUCUUUAUCAUAUGUAUCAUAAUCAUAACUUUCUUGUUUUUACUCUGACAUUCUAGGUAUCUUUCGUAAAAUAUACAUAUUAUGUUAUCAAUCGCUCCGUUCUACACGUAAUUCAUUAAUACCAAAGACAUUAUAGGCUUUCGGGAUAUCAUCAUAUUUGGUUACACAUUAUUCAUGUUAUUUCAAUGCUGAAAAUUAAGGAAGGUCUUUGGGUAUAGCAAUCUUUCAUGUGAAUACCAAAAGUAUGUGAAAUACGAUGCCUUGACAACACUGGGUGAAAAAUCGAUUGUUUCAAGGUGUGGUCCUCUAUGUACACCGGUUAACACCACAGUUUUUGCUGUGCAGGUUUAAAGUUGUGGUUUAAUAUGGAUAGCCAAUUGUUACAUAAAUCACAAACAGUAGAGAUAUCAUAUUUCAGCUCAUUUUGGCUCUCAAAUCAUUCAUAAUUGUCUAUUAAGUAUAAAAAGAUUAUUGUCUUUACCCUCGGUGAAUCAGGAAAGAGCACAGUAAAUUUAAGAAACAUACAACUUAAUACAAAAUUUUACAUAUUUGGCUUCCCAUAAUUUUAGCGCAGAGUUAGACCAUGGUCUAUGUUAAACCUGACUUUCAGAAUACGGGCCAUUGAUAGCAAUUGAAUCCAAAUUGAAACCAAUUGAAAAUUCAAUGUGUGUUCAAUGGGUUUCAAUUGGAUUUUGUUCUGGGUAUAACCAUCUUCAAUCCUGGAUUUAAGACUACACCCUAUCCUAAACCUAACCCAGACCCGUAUUCUGAAGUCGGGUUUAAAUUAAACUCAGGUUUAAAGUUGUGGUUUAAGUAUGGGAAGCCAAAAGUAUCAAAUGUUAUAUUAAGUUGUACGUUUCUUAUGUUUACUGUGCUCUUUCCUGAUUCAUCGAUGGUGAAGCCAAUAAUCUUUUUAUACUUCCUAGACAAUUAUGAACGAUUUGAGAGCCAAAUGAGCUGAGAUAUGAUAUCUCUACUGUUAGUGAUUUAUGUAACAAUUAAACCACAACUUUAAACAUAAGUUUAAGUUAAACCCGACUUCAGAAUACGGGCCUAUAUCUUAUAAGAAAUAAAGCCCGAAGCGAUUGUCGCCGGAGAAAAUGUCGUGUCACCGAAGAAACACCCUAAAUCCUCUUGGGGCCCGUUUCAUAAAGAGUUGCAACUGUUGUAACCUUGCCAUUAUGGCAACUACCAUGGUAGCCUUGAUUUUGAUUGGCUGCUGAGCCCUGUUACCAUGGUAGUUGUCAUAAUGGCAAAGUUACCAACAGUUGUAACUCUUUAUGAAACGGGCCCUAGAUUUGUAUAUUUACGCACAAUACACUGUAAAAAAUGAAGUGCUAAUUUAGCACUUACAGUGCUUGUAUAUAGUAACUGUACUACGAGCAUGACGAGUGCUGAUUUUCUAGUUUAAAGUUUAAAGUUUAAAUUUAAAGUAGAAAAUCAGCACUCGUAGUGCAGUCACUAUACAAGCACUGUAAUUGCUAAAUUAGCACUUCAUUUUUUACAGUGUAGAUAAACGAAACCUAUCCGUUUUUAUAUCUUAUUAUGAAAUAAUACGUUUUUGCUCCAUAUUUCUUGAGGAUAUUUAUGUGUAGAUGGACAUGUUGCAAUUUAUAAAGUUAUUUUACCUGUA
Lytechinus pictus (painted urchin) is the source of this 5211-nucleotide messenger RNA. Its product is annotated as carbohydrate sulfotransferase 4-like. NCBI's taxonomy places the organism in Eukaryota, Metazoa, Echinodermata, Echinoidea, Temnopleuroida, Toxopneustidae. The coding region runs from base 895 to 2505 and encodes 536 amino acids. The record is from RefSeq and is a predicted model, not a curated record. The transcript has a single exon. Gene Ontology annotation, biological process: sulfur compound metabolic process; N-acetylglucosamine metabolic process. Gene Ontology annotation, molecular function: N-acetylglucosamine 6-O-sulfotransferase activity.